Molecule: messenger RNA, 573 nt
Organism: Ixodes scapularis (black-legged tick)
Lineage: Eukaryota; Metazoa; Arthropoda; Arachnida; Ixodida; Ixodidae
Exons: 1
Source: RefSeq, a predicted model, not a curated record
UCGUUGGUCACUUCGUUGAUCACCUCUGCACGCAGCAGGUCGUGCAGUCACCACUUAACCUCGAGUGUGAAAACACAAUUUAACCGCCUUCUCAAGGCAGGGUACCCGAUGGACCUUCUCAGUUCUGUCACGCAGAGGCUCAUCGUAAAUCGAACUCCCCGCACCUCACGGGCUGCUCCGGGCGGGAGGAUCGCCUGCAUUCCCUACAUGCAUAACGUGGCGCACCGCGUCAAGUCUCUCGCGUCCCGCUUUGGCACCAAGGUCAUUUUCAAAUGCAGGUUCAAACUGGGUUCCAUGUGCAAACUGGUUAACAACGCCAGUUCCCCCCCAGCAUGUGCAAAAAAACACGGCUCUCAAUUCGUUCGAUGCGCAAAAGAAAAAGUCUACUCGAUUCCUUUGACCUGCGGUGCGGAAUAUAUCGGCCAAACAGGCCGAUGCAUAAAUGAUCGCCUCCGAGAACACCACAUUGAAUGCGCGUCACAGCCAGAGGGGUCAUUGCAUCCUAUUAUAGUUCACGGUAAGGAGUGCCAGGCAUGCACGCCUUUGUUCAACGAGACCAAAGUAGUUGGGGGA